Molecule: messenger RNA, 1064 nt
Organism: Salvia hispanica
Lineage: Eukaryota; Viridiplantae; Streptophyta; Magnoliopsida; Lamiales; Lamiaceae
Product: glutathione S-transferase T1-like
Source: RefSeq, a predicted model, not a curated record
GGAAAAUACAUUCUAUUUGGCAGACUAAUUGAAUUGAUAUAGAAGGAAAGGCAAGAAGGAAGAGCAAGAAAAUGACGCUCACGGUAUUUGCAGAUCGUAUGUCACAACCUAGCCGCGCAAUUAUCAUUUUCUGCAAAGUAAAUGGCAUAGAUUUUGAGGAGGUUAGAAUCGACCUCUCCAAACGCCAGCAUUUAUCUCCUCAAUUUCAAGAAAUAAACCCCAUGAAAAAAGUCCCUGCUAUAGUGGAUGGAAGAUUCAAGCUUUUUGAGAGUCAUGCGAUUCUGAUAUAUUUGGCUUGUUCGUUUCCUGGAAUCGCUGAUCAUUGGUACCCUGCCGACCUGUUCUUAAGAGCGAAAAUUCACUCUGUGCUGGAUUGGCAUCACUCGAAUUUGCGUAGUGGUGCAGCUGGAUAUGUACUCAAUUCGACACUUGGACCUGCACUCGGGUUGCCUCUGAAUCCUGAAGCAGCAGCUAAAAGCGAGAAACUCCUUUCAGCAUCUCUUGGAAAGAUCGAAUCUUUCUGGCUUAAAGGAAGAGGGCGUUUCUUACUUGGAAGCACCCAACCUUCUAUUGCAGAUCUCAGUUUAGUAUGCGAGAUCAUGCAGCUUGAGCUUGUGGAUGAAAAAGAUCGAGAACGAAUCUUGGGUCCCCACAAAAGAGUCAUGAAGUGGGUUGCUGAUACGAAGAAUGCAACGAGUCCUCAUUUUGACCAAGUUCAUUCAGUCCUCCUCAAAGUUAAAGAGAAGCUGCAAUCUAAGAAAGCAAUAGGCGAGACGAGCCAAAAUGUGCUGCCCUCUAAGUUGUAAAACCACCAUGAAGAAGUGGACUCGAAGAUGAGAGGUGUGCUGCGUCCGGGAAGCCAUGUGACACCACUCAAGUUGAAAAAGAAGAGAAAUUACCCAUAUAAGGAAGAGGAUGUUUUCUAUUGUAAUUGACUCCAGAGUUGUUUUGGUUAUAUCAGGAAUUUCCCAAUGUGUGACAUGAGAUCCUUGCUGUGUUGGUAUAUAUAUGACUUCCCUUUGUAAAAGAAAUACUACUUGUAUGUAAGUUUUUAGCCAACUGAA